Molecule: messenger RNA, 1304 nt
Organism: Paramacrobiotus metropolitanus
Lineage: Eukaryota; Metazoa; Tardigrada; Eutardigrada; Parachela; Macrobiotidae
Exons: 3
Coding region: 86-1009 (307 amino acids)
Source: RefSeq, a predicted model, not a curated record
GAAUACAGCGUGCGCUGUCCAACAUGCUUGUAAAUGUUGGCGAUUGUUUAAGUGUGCGUAAAGUGUCGGAUUAAUCUGAACGGAUAUGCCAGCGUUUUUAGCCACGUAUGGCGGACUAAUCGGCGGCUCAUUUAUCGGGAUUGCGGUGAUCGCUCUCUUUGCCGUUCUCGCCAAAUUAUACUUUGCCCAGCAGAAUCUCGGCACCAGUCUCAACUCCAUCAGCGGUCCCAAUGGGGGCGCUGAGCUUACCAAUGCCCGCACGGAAGCAGCUAACGCUCAGGCGGCGCUGGAUCGUCUGCGCGCCAGUCUGGGCGCCACGGAACAGAACAACCGGCUGCUCAAUGACCAGAUUGACGCCUCACAGUCACAGUUGUCCGGAUUGAAUGACGAGCGCAAGAAUCUGGAGGACCAGUUGGCGGAGGCGGGCAAGGAUAAGAAGAAGAAAAAGAAGGGCAAAACCAAAGGUAAAAGCGAGCGACGGAAGAAGCUGGAAGCAGACUUGGAGGUGGCCCGCUCCAAGCUGGCCACCAAUAUGCAGUUGUUGGAACAAAUGGAGUCGCAGCAGGAUUUGACACUGCAGAUGGCUAAAUCGUCGCUGGAGAGGGUGCAGCUGCAGGAUGGCGGGGCUAAAGCGGAAACGGAGCAGUUGAAAAAGGAUAUCGCUGCGUUAAACGUCACGAUCCAAGAACUGGUGGAAGAGACCCGUAAAAAGUCCGUGGAGACUCCUGGCGCAGCGGGUGAUGCCGGAAUUAACGCCAUAGAAGAGGAAGUAGAUGAGGAGAGCGACGACGAUGGAUGUUGCAGCUGUUGUAGUUGUUGUAAGAAGAAGGGAGCAAAGACAAGCACGGCCGGCAAAUCGGGACAUACGAAGCGCGGCAGCAAACUUACCGGUGUCAAUGCCCAUGCCACGGCAAAAGUAGAAGCCGUACCACCACCGGCCGAUGGGACAGCCCUACCGGCAGCUGGCGAUGCACCACCUCCUGUCAUUGAAGUGACGCCACCAGCGUAGAAAUGCCUAAUCUUUAUUUGGGUUUUGAUUGUUUAGCCUUUACGGUGCAGUGCAAGUUGUUCUAAUUCUUUUAAAACACAAUUUUUAUUGGAACUUCUAUCUCUUAAUUCUGUGGUAAUUCCUUUAGGCCAGCUGAAGGCACAGAAACGGUUUGGUUUGAUUGUUUUAAUCAGCAUAGCGGAUCUGUACGACUAUGGCACGUGUGUCGCAUUAGAGUUUCGUUCCUUUCAGUACCGGAAUUUUCUCAUUUUGUAGCACUUCUGCGGUUAAUAAGAAUGCUCAAAAAAAUUUUACU